Populus trichocarpa (black cottonwood) is the source of this 1588-nucleotide messenger RNA. RefSeq names its product ethylene-responsive transcription factor ERN1. The record is from RefSeq and is a predicted model, not a curated record. The coding region runs from base 241 to 1068 and encodes 275 amino acids. The transcript has a single exon. Gene Ontology annotation, molecular function: DNA-binding transcription factor activity; DNA binding. Lineage: Eukaryota; Viridiplantae; Streptophyta; Magnoliopsida; Malpighiales; Salicaceae. Gene Ontology annotation, biological process: regulation of DNA-templated transcription.
AUAUAUUAAAAACAGCUCUAAAGACCUUGAAAAGGGCACCAUCUUGCUCGUAAAUAAUCCAUGGCAUCUUUUCAAGCUUCAAUCGUAUAAGUAGCUCCACUGAGAACAAGACAGGGACAUGCAGACAGGGCUCUCCACCUCCUUUGGACAAGUAGAACAACUCUCUCUUCUUCAGCUCAAAUCAACAUUUCUCUCCAAUCCAACGUCUUAGUCCAAUCUUCUUUCUUGUGCAGUUUCCCAAUGGAAAUUCAUUUCCAGCAAGAAAAGAAGCGUAGAAAAGCAAGCAUGCCAGUUAGCAAAACAAGCAAGUUUAAGGGGAUAAGUAGGCCUAGCAGCAGUAAUAAGUUCGUUGGUGUUAGGCAAAGACCUUCUGGUAGAUGGGUAGCUGAGAUCAAAUAUACAACACAAAAUAUAAGGAUGUGGCUAGGAACCUUUGAGACAGCUGAAGAAGCUGCUCGAGCUUACGAUGAAGCUGCUUGCCUGCUUCGUGGAUCAAACACUCGAACCAACUUCAUUACUCGUGUAUCCUUGGAUUCUCCUCUUGCUUCCCGGAUUCGAAACCUCCUCAACAACAAAAGGAGAGACAAACAGCAGCAGAGUGAAGAAGAAACUGCUGAAGUCUCUACCCCACCAACUAGUACCAUCAUUACCACAAGCGCUAUCACUACUAGCUGCUGCAGCAGCUGCAGCAGCAUUAGUAGUUGUGGCAUGAGUACUGAUAGUUACUCCAAUUCCAGCUCGGUUCAUGAAACCGAUAUCCUGUUUGAUGAUGCAUAUAAACCAGAUUUGAGCAAUUUGAUUGAGGAAUUCAAGUGGGUUACUUCUCAGUCUGAUCUUUCAUGGGGUUUUGGACCUGUGUUCGAUGGGUUUGCAUUUUCCCAGGAAGUGUUGGAUUUUCCAAAAAGUGUGGUAUCACCCGGGACAAGUGACUUGGAAUUCUCAGAAUUUGAUAAGAUGAAGGUGGAGAGACAGAUAUCAGCAUCUCUAUAUGCAAUGAAUGGGGUGCAAGAGUACAUGGAAACUAUCCAUGAUCCUAUUGAAGCUUUAUGGGAUCUUCCACCACUAUAAUAAUCACCCUGCAGAACUUGUGAUUCUAACGAGCAUAGAAUCUCCCUCUUCUCCUUUCCUUUCCUUUCUUCCCCUAGUUUCUGGUUUCACUUUACCCUUGCUUGUGAAGUUACAGUGACAACAUACCAGCUAGAGAUGAGGUCGAAAUCUUGUUUUUUAAAAUGUUAACAGCAAAUUACAUGGAGAAGGUAAAAAAAUCGUCGAUGAAUACCAAGUCGAAGCAAUCAUGGCGAUUAAAUUAUACCUUUUGUUCCCCAUGGUAACCUCUCUUUUUCAUUGGAGUAGAUACAGAUGUCAUCAAUGUCUGUAGUCAUUGAAAAGCAUGUUUCAACCUCUUAACAGCUCAGACAAAAGCUCUGGGGCCCUACAGCCAACAACUAUCCAAAAAGAGUUGCAGUGUCUUCCAAUAUGUAAUCCUUGGCUACUCAGGCUAUCGUCCACUUUAUCUGUAUACUGAAAUCUUUGAUCAUGUCAUUAGUAAGUUUUUACUUCUCAGCAAAGUUAUGAUUAUUUCGCUCCA